ACAGCACCCGCUGCCGUAGGCAACAACAGCAUCCUUGGGUAUAAAUGGGACAUUGGUGGCCAUCAGCCGGCACACUCUCAGUCGCUCCGACUCGGAAACCAGGGCAUCAGCGGAGAUAGCAGGCAUUAAUUCGCCUCUUUCAGGCUAACUCGCUUUGGGCUUUGGUUCAGGAUGGACAACUCUUUUCUUUCUCGGAGCCGACGGAGCUCCAUCGUGCGCAACUGCAAAAGUGGCCUCUCGUUGUGGCUGGUGGUGUGGCUGGUCCUCGGCAAGCCGAAUCCGGCAUCGGCGUGUCCGCACCGCUGCGUGUGCUACCCGACACCCAUGACCGUGAGCUGCCAGGCGCAGAACUUCACCACCGUCCCCGUUGGAGUGCCGUACGAGUCGCAGCGCGUGUUCCUGCAGAACAACCGGAUCACGGAGCUCAGAGUUGGCUCUUUUGGCUUUGGAACUCAGGUUCUGUGGCUUUUCUCCAACAACAUCACAUGGAUUGAGGCAGGUGCUUUCAGUGAGCUGAGGGACUUGGAGGAGUUGGACUUGGGGGACAACCCUAACCUUCACAGGCUGGAGGGGGGAGCUUUCCGCGGACUCGAGAAGCUCCAGAGCCUCCAUAUGCACCGCUGUCGGCUCACUGCCCUGCCCCAUGACAUCUUCCACAAGCUCUACAGCCUGCAGUUCCUCUACCUGCAGGAGAAUAAUCUCCAUUUCCUGCAGGAUGACAUCUUUUCUGACCUCAUCAACCUGAGCCAGCUGUUUCUGCAUGGCAACCGCAUUCGCACCCUCUCAGAGAACGUGUUUCGUGGCUUGGUUAACCUUGAUCGUCUCCUGCUCCAUGACAACCGCAUCAGGCAGGUGAACCGUCGCGCCUUCCGUGACCUCGGCCGCUUGACCAUGCUCUUCCUGUUCAACAACUCUCUGGCUGAGCUCCCCAGCCAGACACUGAGGGACACCCAAGGCAUUGAAUUCCUCCGUCUUAACGCUAACCCCUGGUCAUGCGGCUGUGAGGCCCGUGCCCUGUGGGAGUGGUUCCGGGAGGCUCGUGUCUCUUCCUCAGAGGUCAUUUGCGCCUCCCCUUCAACUCGUCGCGGACAGGAUCUUCGCUUCCUUCGUGAGAUGGACUUUGCCCUCUGCCCCUUGCCUGACCCAGGCUCCAUUGCUGGCUCCACAACCACCACCUUCAGCACAAAAACCCGCUGGUGGUUCCACAAAAACAAGCCCCAGUCCUCCACUAAAGGUCUUUUUGAAAAAUCCUCUGAAACUGUCAAGGCUGGUUUGUAUGGGAAAGGCCCGUCCACAACCACUUCAGUAGUCAAGUAUGAGCUUGGGGAGGAAGAGCUGGCACUGCCCAAACUCGAUCCAGAAGAGUACUGGGCAAACUAUGGCAACGAGGACUCAGGUGUCACAUUGAGGUGCUUUGAGCUCGAAUGUCCACCUGAGUUUGACUUGCCACCUUCUUCCUUUUCACCCAGAAGCUCCUGGCCCUCUUCUCUUGUACUACUAGCCCUCUCUGUCUUUACCCUUUGCCUCAACACCCACCUACUAUUUGGCUGAAUCAGACGCUUAUGUCUUCACAACUUUCCUUACAGUCUGUUUUAAAGGCUGGAGGAUCCUUGUUAGACUGUCUGUACCCCCUUUGCCCACACUACUGUACCCAAAUCCUCAAGGAACAGUAUGGGAGAUGGGGGGUUGGCUAGAUCCCAAAUCUACCACCUAUAGGGCUUAACACUGUCAGGGCUGCUAACUUCAGCUCACAUCCCAUAUAUCUACAAUCCUCGACAGGUAUGGGUUUCUGUGUCCUACCUGUAUGUUCUUACAAGUCCCUGCCAUCAGGGGUUUGAGGGCUCAGUGCAUCACAUUUGUGAAGGAAAUUUGAGAGGAGCUGUAAACGAUGUGUCAUUUCUGUCACGUCACCUUAGUUGAUACUGUUAGUGGACUGAAAGCAUCCAUUCACCUGGUUGCCGCAAACACUUCAAUUACUGUUAGAGUCAGUGCGCAGUAAUUACUAUACUGUAACCACUUAAAGUGUUGUGUAAAUAGAUAUGUAUUCUGUGAAUGUCAAGAGUGUCUGUCGGUCCAUUAUAGUCACUUUCAUUGAGAUCCAGUAAAACUGUGAAGGCUUGUGCUUUUCAAAUGAGUGCCAUGCACAUGCCAGGGAUGAAAAUGGAGAAGCGGUCCAAGAAGAGCUGGUCUGAAAGAGGAAAGGAAGAACUAACGGUUGGCAGGAAAUCUUUUUUUUUCAAAGAAAUGUUCAACAAACAAGUGAGAAUGAUAGAAAUAGAAAAGGGAUGUCCAUGCAGCAAUAAGGAAAGGUAACAUAGAUGGAGAGGUUUGGCGGUACAGGCAGCAACCUGCUGGAGAGAAGUAAUAAAUCCAGUUAUCGGUAGAUGUUCAGCUCACAGCCUUCAUCACUACCUGUAAAUCUUGUGUUGUUUUGAAACAACCACAUGGAGAGAAUGCUUCCUGUCAGGAAGCCAGAUAUUUUGCUUUUGAAUGUCUUUCUGUGACAUAUUGAUACAAUGUGUAAUUAUUGUUGACUUGAAUGCACAUGGAAAUCUUGAUAAAAUAAUAUGACACUGAAUAUCUCCUACACGAAGCUUCUUUCUUGGAAUGAAUGAGUUUGAAUCAUCAUGGAACGAAAAACUGAUUAAAAAAAAAGUUCAAACAAAGAAAAAAAACUGUGAUUAAACAGUGUGUGAACUAAAAUGGCUGACCACAUGGUCACACAAAGUUGCUAAGACUUCUGAUGGGCAUCCAUAUCUGUGUACACACAGAUUAUGAAUUGCUUCACAGGCUGGCGACACUGCAAAAGGCAAAUACGUCAGUAAGAUGAUCACUUCUCUGACUCAAAUAUGGGUGAUGCCAAAUGGACAGACGGGUUGAAAAUUGGCUGCUUUGUGAAUACACCAAGAGAGCAAUGACGGAGCCUGGAUUCAGAGAGAGAGGGCAACAGAUAAAUUUAGACUCAGAUUGAUGCACUAAUUAUCUAAAAGAGGUAAUUUCUUCUAACAUAGCAGUGGCCAAAAAGAUCAAGCUUACAGAUAAUUGGUAAUGCUGAGGCCGCAAAACCAAAAAAA
Molecule: messenger RNA, 3074 nt
Organism: Oryzias latipes (Japanese medaka)
Lineage: Eukaryota; Metazoa; Chordata; Actinopteri; Beloniformes; Adrianichthyidae
Gene: rtn4rl2a
Product: reticulon 4 receptor-like 2 a
Cellular component (GO): plasma membrane
Molecular function (GO): protein binding
Source: RefSeq, a predicted model, not a curated record